GUAAUAUCUAUAACGGAAGAGGAUUCUGUGCUUGUCAUUUGUUUCCUGUUGUCGGGCACUGACAACAGAAGCUGCAGUUGCUAGAGGCCACCCGCUAAAGGAUCAGUUUGACGUUUGAAAGAGGGAGACAGAAGGCAUUAAAAAUGGACAGUGAAGAAAAGACUUAUGGUGGUUGUGAGGGGCCAGAUGCUAUGUACGUGAAAUUGAUCUCAUCUGAUGGCCAUGAGUUUAUUGUGAAGAGAGAACAUGCUCUGACAUCAGGAACAAUCAAAGCUAUGCUCAGUGGUCCCGGCCAGUUUGCAGAGAAUGAAACAAAUGAAGUCAACUUUCGAGAGAUUCCCUCUCACGUCCUUUCUAAAGUGUGCAUGUAUUUCACAUACAAAGUCCGCUAUACUAAUAGUUCAACAGAAAUCCCAGAAUUUCCUAUUGCUCCAGAGAUAGCACUGGAGCUUCUGAUGGCUGCAAACUUCUUAGAUUGUUAAACAUACAAGCAAACAUUAAUACAUCUGACUGCAGAAUAAAUAUGAAAAGAAAACGCAAUAUUAUUGGUUUAUUUUAUUAACUUUUACAUUUUUUUUUUUCUAAAUUGCAAAGAUGUCUUCAGUAAUGUUCUCCUAUUAACUGGUUAUUUCAACCAGACAGACGUGUCAUUUUAUUAUUUAUCUCCUUACGUUAACAAGUUCAAAAAUUUGUUCAAAUAGAUUUGUUAUACCUUUUCUGCUUGUGGAUCAGACAGACAGAAUUCUUGUGAUUGUUAGCAGUAGUCAUUUGGAAGUUGUCGAAUAAAAUCAGCUGUUCUUGAAAGUA
Molecule: messenger RNA, 807 nt
Organism: Myxocyprinus asiaticus (Chinese sucker)
Lineage: Eukaryota; Metazoa; Chordata; Actinopteri; Cypriniformes; Catostomidae
Gene: elocb
Product: elongin C paralog b
Exons: 4
Coding region: 144-482 (112 amino acids)
Biological process (GO): ubiquitin-dependent protein catabolic process
Cellular component (GO): elongin complex
Molecular function (GO): protein-macromolecule adaptor activity
Source: RefSeq, a predicted model, not a curated record